This is a messenger RNA of Echinops telfairi (small Madagascar hedgehog), 930 nucleotides long. RefSeq names its product olfactory receptor 4S1. The coding region runs from base 1 to 930 and encodes 309 amino acids. NCBI's taxonomy places the organism in Eukaryota, Metazoa, Chordata, Mammalia, Afrosoricida, Tenrecidae. Gene Ontology annotation, biological process: G protein-coupled receptor signaling pathway. Gene Ontology annotation, molecular function: olfactory receptor activity; G protein-coupled receptor activity. Gene Ontology annotation, cellular component: membrane. The record is from RefSeq and is a predicted model, not a curated record. The transcript has a single exon.
AUGGGCACCAAGAACAACGUGACAGAGUUUGUGUUAUUCGGCCUUUUCCAGAGCAGAGAAAUGCAGCAUGCUUGCUUUGUAAUCUUCUCCCUCUUUCAUGUGUGCACCGUCCUGGGAAACCUUCUGGUCAUCGUCACCAUCAAUGCCAGCAAGACACUGAAGGCUCCCAUGUAUUUCUUCCUUAGCCAUCUGUCUUUUGCUGACAUGUGCUACCCAUCUGCUACCACACCCAAGAUGAUAGCAGACACCUUUGUGGAGCGCAAAACCAUCUCCUUCAAUGGCUGCAUGACUCAGCUCUUUUCUGCCCACUUCUUUGGCGGCACUGAGAUCUUCCUCCUUACAGCCAUGGCCUAUGACCGCUACGUGGCCAUCUGUAGGCCUCUGCACUAUACAACCAUCAUGGAUCGCAGGAAGUGUAGUCUCCUGGCAGGAGCCUCUUGGCUCGCUGGCUUCUUGCAUUCUAUCUUGCAGACCCUCCUCACUGUCCAGCUGCCAUUUUGUGGACCCAAUGAGAUUGACAACUUUUUCUGUGACGUCCACCCCCUGCUGAAGCUUGCCUGUGCAGACACCUACGUGGUGGGGCUCAUUGUGGUGGCCAACAGUGGCAUGAUCUCUUUAGUUUCCUUCUUCCUUCUCAUCAUCUCCUACGUGGUCAUCUUACUACACCUGAGAAGCCGGUCAUCUGAGGGCCGGCGCAAGGCUCUGUCCACAUGCGGCUCACAUAUUAUCACUGUCCUCUUGGUCCUUGUGCCCCCUAUGUUCAUGUACAUUCGUCCUUCCACCACCUUGGCGGCCGACAAACUCGUCAUCCUCUUCAACAUUGUGAUGCCACCCUUGUUGAAUCCGCUGAUCUACACGUUGAGAAACAACGAGGUGAAGAAUGCCAUGAGGAAAGUGUUUAGGAUCCAGGGGAACCCAGAGAAGCAGUGA